Messenger RNA from Boleophthalmus pectinirostris (great blue-spotted mudskipper), 989 nucleotides. RefSeq names its product proteasome 20S subunit beta 12 (gene psmb12). Lineage: Eukaryota; Metazoa; Chordata; Actinopteri; Gobiiformes; Gobiidae. The coding region runs from base 94 to 747 and encodes 217 amino acids. The record is from RefSeq and is a predicted model, not a curated record. Gene Ontology annotation, cellular component: proteasome core complex. The transcript is spliced from 6 exons. Gene Ontology annotation, molecular function: threonine-type endopeptidase activity.
GUCUGCGCGUCGCUUCCCUGUGCGCAGCUACAGUGCACUUGAGGUCGCUGUUUAAGGUUUCGCCUGAUUUUUCUCUUUCGAUUUGGAGCCAACAUGGAGAAACGCAUUCUGGACUCACAGAUUAAAGGAGUCAGCACCGGGACUACAAUCCUGGCUGCCACUUUUGAUGGAGGAGUUGUGAUUGGCUCAGACUCCAGGGCUUCAAUGGGAGGGGAAUAUGUCUCUUCAAAGACAAUUAACAAAGUAAUUCAGGUUCACGACCGGAUCUUCUGUUGUAUGGCUGGUUCUCUGGCCGAUGCCCAGGCUGUCCUAAAGGCGGCUAAAUUUCACUUAUCAUUUCACAGUGUACAGAUGGAGAGCUCACCACAAGUUAUUGCAGCAGCAUCUGUGUUGAAAGAACUGUGUUACGAAAACAAAGACGAGCUACAGGCUGGCUUUAUCACUGCAGGAUGGGACAAGAAAAAAGGACCUCAGAUUUAUGUUGUGUCUCUUGGCGGGAUGUUGAUCAAGCAGGAAGUGACCAUUGGAGGCUCCGGCAGCACCUACAUCUACGGAUACGUGGAUGCCAAAUACAGACCAAACAUGAGCAGAGAAGAAUGUCUACAGUUCGCCACUAAUGCUCUUGCGUUGGCGAUGGGCAGAGAUAACGUGAGUGGAGGCGUGGCUCACCUGGUUGUGAUCACCGAGUCUGGAGCAGAGCAUACGGUGGUGCCUGGGGACAAGCUGCCCAAGUUCCAUGAUGAUUAACUCCCUACUAAAAAUAAAACUAAAGUAAAAAAAAAAAAAAAAAAAAAAAAGGCAUUUUUGUCAUUCAUCUUACAUUACUAAUAUAAUAUAAUUAGAAUAAAAAUGUUAUAUGUGUAAUAUGUUUUGCCAAAUCAGUGCUUGUAAAUUUUGUUUUACCAUUACAACUUCUUACUUGGGCAAAGAGAUGCAUUUUUGUCAUUCACUUAAUAAAACAGUUGAUAUAAAAAUACAAAUAAUGAAAA